AUGAAAUCACCUUUUGUUCCAUGUUCUAAAGAAACUUAUGAAGUUAUUGAAGGAAAUGAGAUAGAAGCAAUCAGAUCACAAAAUAAUCCUUCUGACAAUGUUAUUUCAUCAACGCCUUCUUUUCAAAGAAAAUCUCCAAAGAAAACAAGAUGGAGAAAAAGUCUCAAAGAAAAAGCAGUAACUUUAGGAAAAGAUCUUGGGAUAUCAAACACACUUCGGUAUUUAAAGAAGUUUCCAGAGUAUCAGAAUUUAUGUGCAUCAACACUUUAUUAUUGGAUUAGAGCUGAUGAAAGAGAAUCUUCAUCUAUUUCUCAACAAAGGCUAUAA
This is a messenger RNA of Entamoeba dispar SAW760, 327 nucleotides long. RefSeq lists its product as uncharacterized. The transcript has a single exon. Lineage: Eukaryota; Evosea; Mastigamoebida; Endamoebidae. Bases 1 to 327 code for a protein of 108 amino acids. The record is from RefSeq and is a predicted model, not a curated record.